CGUUGGAUUAGCUGAAUUAUGAAAAUAAAUCAUCUAAAUAGAUAAAGAAAGGGAUGAUGACCAACACCAACCAAAGCCAUCAUAUAAAAAAGGAGACAUACAUUUUUCUAUUACUUUAGCUUCAUAAUACACCGCAGAAGCUGCUCACAAAACUCUCUCUAGCUAUCAAUGGCUGCUCCAAUCGCCAUAGGUACACGAGGAACUAUAGGAUCGCUUGUGCGUAAAGAAAUUGACUACUUCAAAAACUCCAAUACAUGUAAAGAAACUCAGUUCGAUCCACGGAGGGGGAUUUCCAAAGAAAACACCAAAAAAUCUCAUCAAAGAAGAGAUCUCUCAUCAUCACGGCUGAGUUCUUGGUUCUCUAAAGCCAACUGGAGAAAGAAGAAGCGGCAGAGUCGUGGUGGCAGUGGCAAGUUUCUGCCGAGUAUGUGUUCGGUUGUGGAGGUUUCCGGUGAGAAUCGAGUUCCGGGUUUCAACUAUAAGAUCUUGAAGAGUGAUCAUGACAAGAGUUUGCGUGUGUAGAGGAGUAAAUUAUUUAUUGUGGAUUUACGGUAAAGAGAUCUUUAUAAACUCUUUUUAAAAAAAAUAUAUAUUCAAAUUUAAAUUAUGUGUGAAUUUGUUACAUUUUACAAUGCCGAUGAGCAUAUAUUCGAACUUUUUUUUUUAGUAUAUAUAUUCGAA
Camelina sativa (false flax) is the source of this 681-nucleotide messenger RNA. RefSeq lists its product as uncharacterized. Lineage: Eukaryota; Viridiplantae; Streptophyta; Magnoliopsida; Brassicales; Brassicaceae. The record is from RefSeq and is a predicted model, not a curated record.